GCACCCAUCGCGUGGACCUGGAUUGAGUGCUCGUCCGGUAACAUUUCAUCGGCGAGAUGGUUCUGUCUGAGAAGUCAAGAUACCUGCCCGAUGAAGUUUCAGACAAUGCUGAGCAGAAUUCGCCGGCGAAGUUGACCUCUGGGCCUCAGACCCCUCGAUUGAGCGCCGAACAGUCACUCGAUCAGGAUUCCAUUCGCGAUCUGGACAUCGAACGAAAUGCAUCGCUGGAUGGCGAUGCCGCAGCAACAGCCCGUGACGAAUUCGAAGUAUGGUGGGAGGAGCCCGCAGAUCAAGAUCCGGAGAAUCCUUUGAAUUGGACCAAUACACGGAAGAUCAUCACCAUCAUCACUAUUUCUUUCGUCACCUUUCUGACUCCACUCGCAUCAUCGAUGUUCGCACCUGGCGUUCCAAAUGUCCUGGACGAGUUCAAUACGGAUUCCGAAGCCAUUGCUACAUUCGUUGUGUCGAUCUUCGUGUUGGGGUUUGCUUUCGGUCCUCUGAUCGUUGCGCCUUGUAGCGAAUUGUAUGGCCGCAAUGUCGUCUACCAUGUUUGCAACAUAUUUUUCGUCGUUUUCACGAUCUGCAAUGCUGUCUCGACGAACAUUGGAAUGCUGUUGGCUUUUCGAUUUCUUGCUGGAUUCGCUGGCGUUGGUGCUGUUACCAUUGGAAGCGGUACCAUUUCCGAUAUGAUCCCCGCAAAGCGCAGAGGGUUGGCGAUGUCUUGCUGGUCUCUCGGACCUCUUUUUGGGCCGGUCAUCGGUCCGAUUGCAGGUGGCUACCUUACAGAAUCUGCGGGAUGGCGAUGGGUAUUCUGGGUGAUAACGAUCGCGGCUGGAAUUUCGACUGUCGCCUGUUUCUUUAUCCUCAAAGAAACAUACGCCGAUACCAUCUUGACCAAGAAGGCGGAGAGGCUUCGAAAGAAGACCGGAAAUCCAGCGUGGCAUCCACGGCUGACCUCGAAAACUGCUGGGAAGCAGCUCAUAAAAGAGUCCUUUGCACGCCCGAUGCAGAUUCUGCUCUUCUCGCCGGUCGCAUCCUUGAUGUGCUUCUACAUUGCCACACUGUACGGGCUGCUGUACAUCCUCUUCACGACCUUCACCUUUGUGUUCGUGGAUCAGUACGACUUCUCUACGGGCAGUGCUGGGUUGUCUUAUCUGGGCAGUGGAGUCGGGACUGUGGCUGGCCUGUUCGUAUCUGCAUCUUUCAGCGACUUCAAAGUUCGUCGCAAACUCGCAAUGAAUCAAGAGCCGCAACCAGAGGACCGCUUGCCGUGGUUCAUGGUCCUUCCAGGAAGUCUUUCCAUCCCCGUGGGCUUCCUCAUCUAUGGCUGGGGAGCUCAUUAUCGGGUACACUGGAUUGUCCCGCAGAUUGGGACUGCGGUGAUUGGGUUCAGCGUCAUCAUCAUCUUGAUGUGCAUCCAGACGUAUCUGGUGGAUACUUACAAUCAUCAUGCUGCCAGUGCGAUUGCUGCGAGCACUAUUCUACGAAACCUGCUCGGUGCGCUCCUGCCACUGAGUGGGCUGAGCAUUUACGACGGGUUGGGCUUGGGUUGGGGUAACACCCUUUUCGGGUUGCUUGCGUUGUGCGCUGCGCCCAUUCCUAUGUUAUUUGGGAUGUUUGGCGAACGGCUUCGGAACAGAGCUAUGGUGACUAGGUAGAUAGAGACCAUCACGGG
This is a messenger RNA of Cercospora beticola, 1675 nucleotides long. Its product is annotated as MFS transporter. Gene Ontology annotation, molecular function: transmembrane transporter activity. The record is from RefSeq and is a predicted model, not a curated record. Gene Ontology annotation, biological process: transmembrane transport. Gene Ontology annotation, cellular component: plasma membrane. Lineage: Eukaryota; Fungi; Ascomycota; Dothideomycetes; Mycosphaerellales; Mycosphaerellaceae.